CGAUCUCGACAUCGCAUCCCGCCGCCCUCCCCUGGAAACACCCAUCCGUCGCCGCAUCCAUGUCCCGCCUCGGAACACCCGAGGAGCGGGUCGCCUGUCCGUUCCAGUUCGAGCUCGAGAUUGCCGCUUUCCAGCCCAGUCCCGGCGCUGUCGCCAGCCGGAUCGCCAUCUUCGAUUUUGAUUCGACGCUCUUCCGCUCGCCCAAUCCAAACCCAGACCUCUGGACGCCCACCUUUCAGGGCGCCAUCAAGGGCGACUGCAGCUGGUUCGCCGAGACCCGCACUCUCGACCCACCGUAUGUCCCCGACCAGCCCGACAGCUCGUGGUGGGAUGCCGAGACCGUCAAGGAGGCCCGCCGAUCGAUCGCCGACCCGUCCUCCGCCACUGUGCUGAUGACCGGCCGGCGGCGAGACGUCUACUACGACCGCAUCAAGAGCCUUUGCAGCUUCCUCAACCCGUCUCUCGACUUUGACUUCUACUUUAUGAGAGAAGGCGAUGACACUACCCAGCCCAGAUACUUUGUCGCCACCUUGGACUACAAGCUCUGCGUCAUCGAGACCCUGCUCGGUUCGCCGCAGUUUGCCCACGUUCGGCACAUUGACAUUUACGAUGAUCGAAAGAACCACAUUCGGACCUUUGCCCGGGAGAUGGAGGUGUACAAGAAGCUGGGCCGCAUCGACUCGUUCGAGGUCGUCCGUGUGCUGCACGAUGCCGACCUAAAUGUCUGCAUGCCAGUGGAGCUCGAGCGCACUCUGGUUCUGGACCUGGUCCGCAUCUGCAACGAAAAGACGCAGCGAGCAAAGCAGCAGCUGCAAGAGCAGUCGCAAGCACAGUCUGUGCCGACCCUGGAUGGCAGAUUGGCCCGCUCCAACAAGAAGAUCAUCAGUGCCGCAGCCUUCCGCGAGCAGAUCGAACUUGUCGAUGAGGUCUACUACACAGCCGUCUUCCUGACCGAUGAGUCCCAGGAGCUGCUCAAGGCCCGAUUCCCUCGCCCACCGCUCUGGACAACGUACUGCCACCACAUGACAAUCUGCCUGGGGCAGUGCCAGGACGACGCCGUCGAGAAGCUGGGCGGCCUCGGUGCGCUAGUGCGGAUGCAGGCCGUCGCAGUCGGGUCCAUCGAGGACAAGGUCAUGGCCGUCCGGGUCGAGAGCGUACCGGGCGAGCGGCCGAUCCAGUCCAAGAACGAGGUCCCGCACAUUACUCUCUAUGUCCAUCCAGACACGCGAGCCAAGACAUCGAACGAUAUCACCGAGUGGCAGCUGCUCGAGACGCCGCUGCGGCUUGAGGGCCGGGUUGGCGAGAAGGUCCUGACCGGGAUGGCCAACAAGGCCAAGAGCCAGACUGCCAAGGCCGUCAGCAUCGGCGACCUGAUCCUCAAGCACCACCCGACGGCCAAGGGACCGGCCAUUGGCAAGCUCGUUGCCGAGGUCGAGCGGUGGAUGAGCAAAGGGUUUGUGGAGAAUUCGGAGGGCAACCGCGCCGAGAUCGAGCUCUUUAUCGUGCAGCAUCUGGAUGCCCGGGAUAUAACGGGAGCAAAUGGAACGCCGUCGGCGGCAAGCUGAGCGGAUGCGUCCGCUGUUGCGCCGGCCACGCUAUUCCUGCAGCCGGCAUCUGGAUUCUGAUGGCUGCGGGUGUCUCGCUCUGUUGCAGCGAAUACAUGCUGCUGCUGAACUGAA
Polychytrium aggregatum is the source of this 1679-nucleotide messenger RNA. RefSeq lists its product as uncharacterized. Gene Ontology annotation, molecular function: ATP binding; RNA ligase (ATP) activity. Gene Ontology annotation, biological process: tRNA splicing, via endonucleolytic cleavage and ligation. The record is from RefSeq and is a predicted model, not a curated record. Bases 60 to 1565 code for a protein of 501 amino acids. The transcript has 2 exons. Lineage: Eukaryota; Fungi; Chytridiomycota; Chytridiomycetes; Polychytriales.